Molecule: messenger RNA, 1008 nt
Organism: Yamadazyma jaroonii
Lineage: Eukaryota; Fungi; Ascomycota; Pichiomycetes; Serinales; Debaryomycetaceae
Source: the annotation of a GenBank genome assembly
AUGUCAAUUCCCCAAACUCAGAAAGUCGUUUUAAUCGAUGGCAACAGCGAUACUUUUGAAGUGGUCAAAUAUGCUGAUCUGCCAGUUCCAAAGAUCUCAUCGUCUGACAUUUUAGUUAAAAAUCUUUAUGCUGGUGUGAAUUUUAUUGAAGCUUACUUUAGAAAAGGUUAUUAUCCUGCUCAAUUUCCUUAUACACUUGGUAGAGAAGCCAGUGCUGAAGUUGUUCAAGUAGGUGAUGAAGUUACUAAUUAUAAAGUAGGUGAUAAGGUCAUUUAUACUCAAGCGGGUUCAUUUGCCCAAUAUUCCAAGAUCGAUAGUAAAUCUCCAUUAAUGUCAAAAUUGCCUGAUAAUGUUACCAAUGAACAAUUGAAAUUAUAUGGUUCAAUGUUGAUUCAAACCACCACAGCUUACACUUUCGCUGAAGAAACUUAUAAUGUUCAACCUAAUGAUUAUUGUCUUGUUUGGGCAGCUGCUGGAGGUGUUGGUCAAGUAUUAGUUCAAAUCUUACAUGCUAGAGGUGCUAAAGUUAUAGCUUUAGCUUCAAGUGAUGAUAAAUUACAAUUAUCUAAAGAGUUGGGUGCUGACUAUGUCAUUAACUAUAAAACUGAAGAUGUUGUUGCCAAAGUUAAAGAAUUCACCAAUGGUGAAGGGGUUAGAGUUUCCUUUGAUUCUGUUGGGGCAGCCACUUGGCAAACAUCUAUUGAUUCUUUAGCUGUAGGUGGACAUUUCAUUAGUUAUGGUAACAGUAGUGGUAAAGUUGAUCCUAUCAGUAUCUAUAGUUUAACUCCAAAGUGUUUAACAUUAUCAAGACCUACUAGAGAUCCUUACAUGAGAUUACCUGGUAAAUAUGACUACUAUUUUGGGAAAAUUCUUGGGGAUUUAGAUACCGGAGUGUUGAAAUUACCUCAACCACAAGAAUACAAGUUAGGUGAUUAUGUUGAAGUGGCCAAAUUAUUAGAAAGUGGUAAGACAACAGGAAAGUUUGUCUUAAACUGUCAAGACAUUUAG